GCUUUUCUGAGGUGGGAGGCAGCCAUGGCGGCUGGAGGGCCAGUCCAAGAUCUGUGCGAGGAAGCCACUUGCUCCAUCUGCCUGGAAUAUUUCAGGGAUCCCGUUAUGAUCGCCGAGUGCGGCCACAACUUCUGCCGAGGCUGCCUGACCCGGAGCUGGGGGGAGUCGGGGGCAGAGGCUUCCUGCCCCCAAUGCAGAGGAAUUGCUCAGCCAGGGGACCUCCGCCCGAAUCUGCAGCUGGCACACGUUGUCGAAAUAGCCAAGAAACUCAGUCUUUUUGAAGGGCAGAAGGCAGAAGCGAAGAGGGGAGAAGAAGGGAGGGAGAGAGUCUGCGCAAAGCACCAGGAGCCCCUACAAUUUUUCUGCAAGGACGACGAAGCCCCCUUGUGUGUGGUCUGUGGCAGAUCCAAAGAACACAAAGAUCACCAGGUGACUCCUCUGGAGGAAACUGCUCAAGAGAAUAAGACGAUCAGAGCAGCUGGAAAGGUGAGUGUCUGUGAGAAACACCAGAGGCCCCUGAAGCUCUUCUGUAAAGACGAUGAUGCCCCCAUCUGUGUGGCCUGCAACGGAUCCAAGGAGCACAAAUAUCAUGAGGUGAUUCCUAUUGAGGAGGCUGCCCAGGAGUAUAAGGAUCAGAGCUACAGCAGCAUGGAGUUUCUGAGGAAGGAGAGGGAAAAAGUUCUGGCCUGCAAAGCAGAUGUAGUGAAGGAAAGCCAAGAACUGUUUAAACGAACAGAGAGUGAGAGGGAAAAGAUAGUGACUGGAUACAGACAGCUACACCAGUUUUUGGAAGAACAAGAGAAACUUCUCCUGGCUCAGAUGGAAGAGGUGCAGAAGGAAAUUGCAAGAGAGAGGGAUGAACAGCUGGCCAGAUUCUCCCGGAAACUCGCCUCUCUUGAAAAUAUCAUCUGGGAGUUGGAGGAAAAGACUCAUCAUCCAGUGAAUGAAUUCCUGCAGGAGAUCAGGAGCACCUUACAAAGGUAUGUGGACUCUGAGACACUUGAAAAUCCGGUGGCUUUUCCUGCAGCACUGAAAUGGCGGAUCUGGGAAUUCUGUGAUCUGAAUCCCUUUCUGGAGAGGGCCAUGGAACAAUUCAAAGGUACCUUGCUAUCUGGACUUCAGCAGCAAAAAGUAAAUGUAAGCUUGGAUCCUGAUACUGCUUUUAAAAAUCUCGUCCUGUCAGAAGACCAUAAAAGUGUGAAAUGGGAAAACACAGUUCAAGAUCUGCCUGACAAUCCAGAGAGGUUUGACCAACGUGCUGCUGUGCUUGGACGUGAGGAAUUCACAGCAGGACGACAUUUCUGGGAAGUCAUUGUAGGAAGGGAGAAAGAAUGGGCUGUGGGGAUGACCAGAAAGUCUGUGAGGAGAAAGGGCAAGUUUCACAUAAAAACUAAAGAAGACCUCUGUGUUGUGGGGCACUGGAAAGAUGGCUAUGAAGCUUCUAUAAAGCCUCAUCAUACUCCCCUGUCCCUGAAGGGAGAGCUCAAGAAGGUAAGAGUUUCUGUGAACUGUGAUGGCGGACGGGUAGCCUUCUUUAAUGCUGAUACAGCAGCCUGCCUUUACACAUUCUCUGCAGGGGCCUUCUCUGGAGAGACCCUUCAGCCCUUCUUUUAUGUGUACGGAAAAGGCCACCUCACACUUUCUUCUUGACAGAGUCAGAUUUACCCCGCUAAUUCUGCUGAAAUUGGUCUCUAAACAAGGAUAUAUGCAUUGGGAUUUU
Messenger RNA from Eublepharis macularius, 1720 nucleotides. Its product is annotated as E3 ubiquitin-protein ligase TRIM7-like. The record is from RefSeq and is a predicted model, not a curated record. Gene Ontology annotation, molecular function: zinc ion binding; protein binding. Bases 25 to 1650 code for a protein of 541 amino acids. The transcript has 8 exons. Lineage: Eukaryota; Metazoa; Chordata; Lepidosauria; Squamata; Eublepharidae.